This is a messenger RNA of Eurytemora carolleeae, 3583 nucleotides long. Its product is annotated as multidrug resistance-associated protein 4. Lineage: Eukaryota; Metazoa; Arthropoda; Copepoda; Calanoida; Temoridae. Gene Ontology annotation, molecular function: ABC-type transporter activity; ATP binding; ATP hydrolysis activity. The transcript has 21 exons. The record is from RefSeq and is a predicted model, not a curated record. Gene Ontology annotation, cellular component: membrane. Gene Ontology annotation, biological process: transmembrane transport. Bases 36 to 3374 code for a protein of 1112 amino acids.
CUUGGGUAGGAAAGAAAUUUGCACAGCUUAGAGUUAUGACUGCAGCUCGAACAGACAAAAGAAUCAGAUUAAUGAACGAGAUUGUUAACGGAGUGAAGGCUAUAAAGAUGUUUACAUGGGAACAGUCCUUUACAAAGAUGGCAGAGGAGGCUAGAAAGGCUGAGAUAGAUGUUAUCCGACAUACAUCCUACUACAGAGCUUUCAACUUCAGCUUCUUCUUUACUGCUUCUAGAUUCAUUCUGCUUUCUACCUUCCUUGUCUUUGGUUUCACUGGACAGAUUCUAACAGCAGAGAAAGCUUUUAUCUGCUUAUCUCUCUACAAUACAGUCAGGCUCUCAAUGACCCUAUUCUUUCCCUUCGCCAUCAGUAGUUUUGGAGAAGCAAAGGUUUCAGUCUCUAGAAUUCGCGAUUUUCUGCUCAUGGAGGAGAGAGCAACUGGGAAAACAUCUAGAAGUAUUCACGCCAGUGAUUCUAAGGUUUCUGUCGAAAUAUCCGGUGUCUCGGGGAAAUGGAAAAUUGAUGAAACAGAGAAUACACUUAGUGAAAUUUAUUUUAAAAUAAGGCCGGGUCAACUAGUUGCUGUAAUAGGUCCAGUGGGAUCAGGAAAGAGUUCUCUUCUUCAAGCAAUACUGGGAGAACUUCCAAUACUUUGUGGUGGUAUAGAUAUACAUGGAGAUAUUUCGUUCUCCCCACAGGAACCCUGGGUGUUUUCAGGAAGUGUUGAGGACAAUAUCCUGUUCGGAAAACCGUAUAACAAGUCAAGAUAUCUCAGUGUAAUAAAAGCCUGCGCUCUUGAGCAUGAUCUGGCUCAGUGGUCACAUGGAGAUAAAACCUUAGUUGGAGAGAAAGGAGUGGCACUGUCAGGAGGACAGAAGGCAAGAGUUACCUUAGCAAGAGCUGUUUACAGAAAUGCUGAUUGUUAUCUUCUGGACGAUCCUCUCUCUGCAGUCGAUGCUCAUGUUGGGAAACAUUUGUUCCAGAAAUGUAUUCGAGGAUUUCUAAAGGAUUCAGCAAUUAUUCUGGUGACCCACCAGUUACAGUACCUGAAGGAUGCGGAUCUUAUUGUAGUUCUCAAGCAAGGGAAAAUACAGGAAACAGGAACAUUUCAACACUUGGCCAAAAAUGGUCUCGACUUCUCAGCUUUUCUUACGUUAGAGGAAGAGGAGAAAAAAGAAGAAGAAGAGGACAUAUUUUCCGAGGAGGAUAUUCUUUUACUGAAGGGCAGGGAACCUGUUAGAAAGCAAUCAACCUUUUCUGAUCAGUUUACGAUUGACUCAAGAAAUAAGUUUGAACAGGAGAAACCGGACAUAAAAGGUUUUUGUCGGCCGAAUACUUUGAUUAGAGCUCGGACAUUGUCCGUGGGUUCAGAUAUAUCUCAAAUAUCUAACCUAAGAGAAGAAAUUGAUUCACUUACCCGAGAUUACGAAGAAGCUCGUAAACCUGUCGCAAUUAAAGAGGACAAAAGUGUUGGAACUGUGAAAGGGGGACUUUACAUAGCAUACUUCAAAAGCGGGGGAAACUGUUGCACUGUAAUUUUUAUCCUUUUCGUGAAUCUUCUUUGCCAGGGACUUUACUCAGGGUCGGAUAUAUGGAUUAGUUACUGGACAAGUAUUGAAGAGAAAGAACUAUUGAUAGAACUAGAGGAAUUGCCAGCUCCAAUCUUAAGUAACAUAACUUUUCCCAGAAUAAACGUGUCUGUGAACUAUGAAGAAGAGUGGGCUAACCCAAACAACUACAAUUCUCACUACUUUAAUCUUGGUAUUUACGCAGCAUUGGUCGGAGCCCUCGUCAUUGCUUCCAUGAUCCGAACUGUUCAUUUCUUCGUUGUCUGCAUGCAAGCAUCAGUAAACCUUCAUAAUUCCAUGUUUACAAAAGUGGUUCAAGCUCAAUGCAGGUUCUUCGACGUCAACCCUGUAGGUCGAAUUCUAAAUCGGUUCUCAAAAGAUGUUGGUUCUAUGGAUGAAUUACUUCCACCUGCAUUUUUCGACGCUUUUACAAUAUUCCUAAAUAUCUUGGGGAUAAUGGCUGUGAUAUUUGCUGUGAGACCAUGGGUGAUCCUUCCUACUCUUCUCCUUGGUAUAAUAUUCAUCUUACUCAGAAGGUUCUAUAUGAGAUCAGCGAGAGAUAUUAAGAGAAUUGAAGGAAUUGCUCGCUCUCCUGUUUUUUCUCAUCUAUCAACCUCCCUAAAUGGUUUAACCUCAAUCAGAGCAUUUAACGCGGAAGAAAUGUUGAGAACAGAGUUUGACAGAUUGCAAGAUAUUCACACUUCUGCUUGGUUUGCGUUUAUAUCUGGGACCCGUUGGUUUGGUGUAUGGUUGGACUGGAUCGUUGUCAUCUACCUUGCUUGUGUGGUAUUCAGUUUUCUUGUACUAGGAGGAGAUCUAGUUGGCGGAGAUGUCGGAUUAGCUAUCUCCUCGUGUAUUACUCUGACAGGAAUGUUACAAUGGGGAGUUCGGCAGUCGGCUGAAGUUGAAAACCUGAUGACAUCUGUAGAGAGAAUAAUGGAGUAUUCAAGAUUAGAACAGGAGGCACCAGCAACAAUUAAUGAGACAAAACCCCCUGAAAGCUGGCCAUGUCGUGGAGUUAUAGAGUUUAAAGAUGUCAAGUUAAGAUAUGCGGAAACGGAACCGAUGGUUCUCAAAGGAAUUGACUUCAAAACCCAUAGCGCCGAAAAAAUUGGAAUUGUCGGAAGAACUGGAGCAGGAAAAUCUAGUAUAAUAACAGCUCUUUUUCGUCUAGCAGAGCCUACUGGUAGUAUUUAUAUAGACGGAGUUGAUGUGUUAAAGAUUGGACUGAAAGAUCUGAGAUCCACAAUAUCUAUAAUUCCACAAGAUCCUCUCCUUUUCACCGGAAGUUUGAGACGAAACUUGGAUCCGUUUAACGAGUUUUCAGACGACAUGAUCUGGAAGGUUUUGAAGGAAGUUCAUAUGUUCGAACCUGUAUCAGAACUAAAACAUGGAAUUGAAACAGAGAUGAGUGAAGGAGGAACUAAUUUCUCCCUCGGUCAGCGUCAGCUGGUUUGUCUUGCGAGGGCUUCUCUUCGGCACAAUCCUGUUCUAGUUCUAGAUGAAGCCACAGCCAACGUGGAUCCCAGAACAGACAAAUUUAUACAAGAACAAAUCAGAACAAGGUUUCGAGAUUGUACUGUUCUUACCAUAGCUCACAGAUUGAACACAAUUAUGGACUCAGAUAGAAUUCUUGUGCUGGGAGACGGAAAGAUUGUGGAAUUUGAUACUCCGUACAAUCUUCUUUGUAAGGAAGACGGGGUUCUAGCAGAGUUAGCUGAGCAGACUGGCAAUGAAAAUUUAAGAAAAUUAAAAGAAAUUGCUGCGAUAUCAAACAUGAAGGAUCAUAGCGAUAUCAGAGAAGAUUGAGCAACUAAAAAAGAAGAAGAUUGCUAUACAAAUUUGAACCAUUCUCCUGAACCAAUGGAAGAAUCUUGAAUUUUCAAGGAUCAUGAUACUUUUCUGUACCUCAAGCUUUAAAGAUAAAGUACAAUGUGAACCACAUAAAAUAACAUAAUUUUCAUUUUAUACAGCCAUAAUAAAAGAUAAUCAAAAAAUAUAAUAAAUGUUAAAAAUUA